UCACAAUGCCAGGUUCUGGUCUCAGCCACCCUCCACUGUCCAGGGCCCCUCUGUCUUGGCCCUGGGACCCUAGCUGCCUGCCAGCUCCAGUCCUAGCACCAUGUUGGAGAAAAGCAUGGAGGCAGUGGCUGAGUUGGGCACCAAGGACCUGAAGGAGAAGGUGGAGGAGGAGGCAAGCCAGAAAGAGCGAAAGAAAGAAGUGGUGGAGGAGGAGGAGAACGGGCCCGAAGAGGAAGAAGGAGAUGAUGAAGGGCCCGAGCUGAAGAGAGCUGCCGAAGAGGAGGAUGAACCGGAUCCCUAGCAGUAGAAGACAGAAUGGGGCAUCGGCAUGACCGUCUGCCAACAGGCUGGGGAUGGGAGGCCUCUCUCGGUGUGGAGGUUGGG
This is a messenger RNA of Pan troglodytes (chimpanzee), 384 nucleotides long. Its product is annotated as parathymosin. The coding region runs from base 101 to 301 and encodes 66 amino acids. The record is from RefSeq and is a predicted model, not a curated record. The transcript has a single exon. NCBI's taxonomy places the organism in Eukaryota, Metazoa, Chordata, Mammalia, Primates, Hominidae.